AUGAUCCUUUUGACGUUUCUUGUGGUUCUUCUUGUGACUGAGAAUAAUGCUGGCAAGUGUUCGAGAACAUUGACAACUGCCGGGGGAUACUGUGCCUUGCCGUUCACCUACAAGGGUGUGGUAUACAGGAGCUGCACUACCAAAGAUCACAACCGUCCCUGGUGCUCUACGACAUCUAAAUACAACAGUGAUAAAAUGUGGGGAAACUGUGCAGGGUUCACGUCUUCCGGAGUAAAAACAACCUCGAGAGAAUACUGUGUCUUUCCAUUCAUUUUCGAAGAUGUGGUGUACAAGAGCUGUACUUCCAAGGGCCAACAUCGUCCCUGGUGCUCUACAACAGUCAACUUCGACAAAGAUGAAAAGCGGGGAAACUGUGCGGGUUUCGCCUCAUCUGGCGUGAAGACACUUGAUGGAGAGUACUGUGUCUUUCCCUUUACGUAUUUUGGAGUAGAGUACAAAAGCURUAUUACCAAGAAUAGAAGCAGCCCUUGGUGUUCUACUACAGCUAAAUACAACAAGGACUACAAGAGUGGAACGUGUGCAGGAUUUUAUUCCGGUGUGAAAACCACCUCAGGUGAAGGCUGUGCUUUUCUUUUCGUCUAACGGGGACAUAGCUACAACACGUGUAUUACGAAAAACCACAGCCGUCGUUGGUGUGCUACCACUACAAACUACGACAAGGACAAGAAAUGGGGCAACUGUGCCUAAGUAAGUUCACAGAUCUUCUUCAAGAGAUUACCGGAUCGUGUGGUUAGAUCGAC
Messenger RNA from Actinia tenebrosa (Australian red waratah sea anemone), 761 nucleotides. Its product is annotated as matrix metalloproteinase-9-like. Lineage: Eukaryota; Metazoa; Cnidaria; Anthozoa; Actiniaria; Actiniidae. Gene Ontology annotation, cellular component: cell surface. The record is from RefSeq and is a predicted model, not a curated record. Gene Ontology annotation, molecular function: heparin binding.